AUGGGGUAUUCAGGUAACCCGGACUCGGGCAUCACCGACACCAACAAGGAGACGCUUGCCAUUGUCGCGUUCGUGGCAUUGGCGCUAUACAAUGCCCUCGAGCUCAACGUCAUCGUCUUUUCGACGUUCCGACGGUUCAAAGGUCUAUACUUUUGGAGCUUUUUCGCCGCAGCAAAUGGCAUAAUCCCGCACUCAAUUGGCUUCCUGCUGAAAAAUGUCGUUGGAUCGCACGGGUACGGUCUAUACAUCACCCUGGUGGCGGUUGGCUGGGUGCCCAUGGUUACCGGCCAGUCUCUUGUCCUCUACUCCCGGCUUCACCUGAUCUUCUGGAGCGACUUUUGGCUGCGAAUGAUACUAGCCAUGAUCAUUGCCAACGUCGUCAUACUUCACAUCCCCAUCAUCAUCCUCAUGUACGGGGCCAACAGCUCACCGAGUAACUCCUGGGUCCAUCCCUACGUCGUGUAUGAAAAGGUCCAGGUAUCGGCAUUUUUCCUGCAGGAGCUGAUCAUCUCCCUCGUCUACAUCAAGUCGUGCUUCUCCUUUUUCGACACCCAAGACAGCUUAUACGGGGACGCGGUGCGCGAGAUGCGCCGUCAUCUGAUCUUGGUCAAUGUUGUCGUCAUUCUUCUCGACAUCCCCAUCCUCUGCUUGGAGUAUACGAAUUUCUACGACAUGCAGACCGCCUACAAGGCGCUCGUGUACAGCUUCAAGCUGAAGAUGGAGUUUAGGAUAUUGAACCGCUUGGUGGAAAUGACGGGCUCAAGACACGGCGUCGACCCCUUUCGGAGCAGCUUGAGCUUGCGCAUCGAGCACGCAUCCUCUGGCUCGACAUGCCAAAGGCAUCUGUGA
Molecule: messenger RNA, 849 nt
Organism: Ustilaginoidea virens
Lineage: Eukaryota; Fungi; Ascomycota; Sordariomycetes; Hypocreales; Clavicipitaceae
Exons: 1
Coding region: 1-849 (282 amino acids)
Source: RefSeq, a predicted model, not a curated record